AUGAUACAACUUUUAUUUCCACUUUUGAUGAUCCAAAUGGCAUUCAUCAUCACACUCUCUUUUGCAAAUCCCAUACGGAAAUUGGUGGUCAAGGGGCUAGACCUCUUGAAGCAGGGGAAGAGCCCAUUAGUCACAAAAACUGUAGCAGCAACUAUGCUUGUGGUCUUUGGCUCCACCAUAUAUACCAUAACCAAAAUCCAAAAGCGUUCAUCAGAAACUGGCAUAGUUAAUCCAACUGAUGAGGUUCUACUUGCUCAACGUAUCUUGGAAGCAUCUCUCAUGGGAUUCUCUCUAUUCCUUGGAUUAGUGAUCGACAGACAACACUACUAUAUUAGAGAGAUUGCUUUACUGAGGAAGAACUUAGAAACAGUACAGAAACUGAAACAGAAUCAAGAACAGCAAAAGAGAAGAGGUUCAGAAGAAACUGAGAAGACCAAGGUUAACUAAAUGGAAUGUGAGACAAAAAUUACUAAUAGCCAAUGCAGCAGCUCUGAAAAGGAAAAGUUAG
This is a messenger RNA of Gastrolobium bilobum, 508 nucleotides long. RefSeq lists its product as uncharacterized. Lineage: Eukaryota; Viridiplantae; Streptophyta; Magnoliopsida; Fabales; Fabaceae. Bases 1 to 447 code for a protein of 148 amino acids. Gene Ontology annotation, biological process: endoplasmic reticulum to Golgi vesicle-mediated transport; intracellular protein transport. The transcript has 2 exons. Gene Ontology annotation, cellular component: endoplasmic reticulum membrane; endoplasmic reticulum. The record is from RefSeq and is a predicted model, not a curated record.